Messenger RNA from Quercus robur (English oak), 1245 nucleotides. RefSeq lists its product as uncharacterized. The record is from RefSeq and is a predicted model, not a curated record. Gene Ontology annotation, molecular function: protein binding. Bases 590 to 1153 code for a protein of 187 amino acids. Lineage: Eukaryota; Viridiplantae; Streptophyta; Magnoliopsida; Fagales; Fagaceae. The transcript is spliced from 2 exons.
CCCAUUCAGUCAGAACUCCAUCAACGAAACCCUAGAAUCUUCAAAAUGCCAAUGUCUGCGUUCCCUGCCCUAAGAGGAAGAAGGAAAAGGUCGGUGUCACGAUCUUCAUCGUCAUCACCAUCACCAUCUUCCACCACCUCCUCCUCCUCUUCUUUGACAAAAACAGUUUGUAUUCGUGCAAUUUCUGAAGAAGUUCAAUCUAAUUGGUUUUUGGUUAAUGUCUCAUUCCAAGCUGAAGAAGAAGAGAGCAAGAAGAAAAGUCAAAGUAGAAGAGACCCAUAUGACGAGUUGCUGAUCCGCUUCUUUGGACGUCAUCAUCACCACCGCCCUGGCGUCACUGAUGGUAAUUUCCCAACACUGUAAUGUGACAGUUUUUUCAGCAUUUGAGCUAAUGUAAAUGUAUAUUUUAUCCCUUUUUAAAGGAAUGCGAAAGUAUUAAUUGGUGUAAAAAUUAAAGCCACUGUAUUGUGUUGGUGGUGACCUUCCCCGUAGGAAGGGUUACAUAGAGUCAGAUUUUUCUCGUGUAGUUAGGGCUUAUGAUCUCUCUCCUACUCCUACACACCAUGGUUGGACUAAGAACCUUUCGCCAAUGAUCCGUCGCAGACGCACUCCUCGCUUGGCGGUUCUCGAUGAUAAGCUUUACGCUUUUGGCGGCGUCGCAGAUCGUUCUCUUUUUGCCGAAGUUUAUGACCCCAUUGUGGACAAAUGGGAGGCCUUGCCCCAACCAUCACCUACAAUUAGGGAUAAUGCAUGCUUUGCUGCACCGCUACACGGUAUGAAGAAGAUUGCGGUUGGUGAUACCCUCAUCUGGAAUGCUAAAACCUAUCUUCUACACAUGGGUGGUGAUACCUUUUGCAUGCUAUGGCGUUCUCCCUCCAUUUCUCAAACCAAAACCCAAUACCAUUGCACGCAACUUCAUGUGAUUAAGGAGGAAGUCUCUGAGGAAGGAUCUAGAGGGGUUUUGAAUGCCCGUGUUCUAGCGUGCCAAUCUUUUAUCACUCCUGGAAAGGCAUCGAUAUGUGAAGCUCAGACACUGGGUAUUUCUUUGAUUGAGGAUAACCGACAAGAUGAGGCAAUUGCUUCCUUAGAAGUAAUCGGCAAGAAUGGUGGAAAAAUAUUGGAGAUGAGGACUCCUCAGACUACAGUAGUCUAAGCUACAUUAAACUUAUGUAAAAGAUGAGGAUGAUUGUAGUUUAUUUUUUUAACUUGGAUUAAUUAUUCUUUGAAAUAUGUUUCUUUUCUAGA